This is a messenger RNA of Chlamydomonas reinhardtii, 1346 nucleotides long. RefSeq lists its product as uncharacterized. Lineage: Eukaryota; Viridiplantae; Chlorophyta; Chlorophyceae; Chlamydomonadales; Chlamydomonadaceae. Gene Ontology annotation, biological process: translation. The coding region runs from base 176 to 754 and encodes 192 amino acids. Gene Ontology annotation, molecular function: structural constituent of ribosome. Gene Ontology annotation, cellular component: ribosome. The transcript has 3 exons. The record is from RefSeq and is a predicted model, not a curated record.
CAAAGCUCGCAUUUGCAAUGUCAAGCUAAUUCAUACACACAGCACUCUGGUCCAUCACGCUUACCACUGAAGGCUCGCGCGGAAGUCUCCAUCAGUUACAGUUCUUUCGGGGUUGCAGACACUGGACAAGUCCGAGUAGCAAAUACGCGUAUUUACUUGAUCUAUUAGGAUAGAAAUGCUAUCGCGCGGCGUGGGCUGGCUCGCGCGGACAGGCUCGGUGCAGCACCUGGGCGAGCAAGCGUCGUGCAUGGUUCUUGGAUCAUCAGUGCUGCGCUCGUUCUCUGCUCAGCCUCAGCCAAGCACCAGUGGCUCUGCUGAUGUCGCAGUUGGGAGCCCCAAGGUGCAGAAGCUGGCGGAGGAGAUCAUGGGCCUUACAGUACUAGAAUGCAGCAUGCUUUCAGAGAUUCUUAGAAAGAAGCUGGGCGUGCAGCAGCCCGCCUUUAGCAUGGGCGCGAUGCCUUUCGCUGCUGCGCCAGCUGCGCCCGCGGCAGCGCCCGCAGCGGCAGCAGCCCCAGAGAAGAAGGAGGAGAAGAAGGAGAAGACAGAGUUUGACGUCAAGCUGGAGUCCUUCAGCGCUGAGGGGAAAAUCAAGGUCAUCAAGGAAAUUCGUGCGCUCACUACCCUGGGCCUAAAGGAGGCCAAGGAGCUGGUGGAGAAGGCGCCGGUGGUCAUCAAGGUGGGCGUGUCCAAGGCGGACGCGGAGGCCAUGAAGAAGCAGCUCGAAACAGCUGGCGGCAAGGUCUCGUACGAGUAACUGGACCAGUGCGGACACAGGGCGUGGCGCACAGGGCUUGUGGCCUCCACGCUGGAACCUGUUUUGUCGUGCGGGCCGUGGCCUGCGUUUGUACGCGCAUUCUCGUGCGGGCGCUGGUCAGGGUUAGAUUGUCAGAAGCCGGAGGAUGAGGGGCCGGUGCCAGAAAGCGCGACUCUCUUCCGCUCUUUUUGGAGGGUGUCUUAAGCGUGUGUGUGUGUGGUUGCUGGGCAGGAUAUGGAGCUGAUGUGGUAGCAGCAGAGCCGGACGUGGCGUGCAGGCGGGCCCAGGCGGUCCGUCGCGCGUUGUUAUGCGCCUGUCGAGUACGGUUCAGCGCCCGCUUGUACCGGAAGCGGAAAGGUUUAGGGUAGGUCAGGCCGUGCAGAGCAGACAAGGAAGGAGACCGGAGGCACAGGCGCAGACAGCUUGUCAGUGGAUGCAGUAGAAGCUGCAUGGAGCGCACAGAUGGCAAACAGGAGACCUUGCGCAGUUCAGCUAGGGGCUGCAAAAGAUUGGAGCAGGUAAUCAUCUACCAGGAGUGUGUGUACCCUGUGGCCGCACCAACGCCGGUCCUGUACUGUAAUGGUGAUUGCAA